Closterium sp. NIES-65 is the source of this 11832-nucleotide messenger RNA. The record is from the annotation of a GenBank genome assembly. Lineage: Eukaryota; Viridiplantae; Streptophyta; Zygnematophyceae; Desmidiales; Closteriaceae.
AUGAAUCCUGAUCCUGCCUUCGCCAGCUGUCGCGUUCCGCAGGAAAGCGACGACGCGAACGACAACGACGAUGCGGACGAUGACGACGAAGCGGAACAGGACACACGGGGGAGAGACGGCGCAGGGGGGAGUAACAGCAGGAGCGAGAGGGACGUGGGCGCGCGGAAAGAGCAGGGCGGGGGGGAAGGAAGGGGGAAUGGGGAAGUAGCGGAGGGCGGCGGGGGCGGGGCGGCGGAGUGGAGCAGCGCAAGCGAGUGCAGCAGCGAGUGCAGCGACGGCGACGGCAGCGUCGCCAUCCAGUUCUCCGACUCCGACGACGACCCCGACCCGGGGGACGACGACGCGCAGUGCGCGCCGUGGCGGGGCGCGGAUAGCGCGCCCGGGAGGCGCGGAGGGGAGGUGCCGUGGUGGCAGUGGGGGAGCAGCGGGAACGGCCGGCUUGGGGGAGGCGCGUUAGGGCGGGGGAAGGCGGGGGCUGGGAGGGGAGGGGGGAGAGGCGCGGGAAGGGUGGGCGGAAGUUGGGGCGCGGUUAUGGGGGGACUGGGGAAGCCCGCGGUGCCUCCACCUCGCCUCGUGGGGUCGGGCAAGCGCGCGUGGAUCCGCAUCGUGGAGAACGAGUACCUGCACCGCCGCCCCAAGCUGCAGCGCACCGACGAGGUGUUGGUGUGCCAGUGCGUGCCGCCGCCGCCCGGGCGGCGAGAGAAGGGGUGUGGGGAGGCGUGUUUGAACCGCCUGGUCAGCAUCGAGUGCCAGCCCAAGCUCUGCCCCUGCGGCGCUGCCUGUGCCAACCAGCAGUUCCAGCAGCGGCGGUACGUGAAGGUGGAGAUAGCCCGCUACGGCCGCAAGGGAUACGGCGUGCGGGCGCGGCAGGCAGUGGCAGCGGGGCAGUUCAUAGUGGAGUACGUGGGGGAGGUGCUCAACCGCAAGGCGUUUGCUGUACGCCUGGAGGAGUACAGGCGCGCCAAGCAGCGCCACUACUACUUCAUGACUCUCAACAACAGCGAGGUGAUAGACGCAUGCCGCAAGGGCAACUUCUCGCGCUUCCUCAACCACAGCUGCGAGCCCAACUGCUGUCUUGAGAAGUGGAUGGUGCGGGGCGAGCUGCGCAUUGGGCUCUUCUCCCUGCGCCCCAUCAAAGCGGGCGAGGAGCUGUCGUUUGAUUACAACUACGAGCGCUUUGUGGGGGCGCGCCCCACGCGCUGCUACUGCGGCAGCCAGUCCUGCCGCGGCGUGCUGGGCGGCGCUGAGCUCAAGAAGCCACGCGUGCGCCCUGCUGUGCAGCGAGCUGUGGCCGAGGAGGUGGAGGAGGAGGAGGAGGAAGAGGAGGAUGAGGAAGAAGUCGGAGGGAGAGAAGGGGAGGAGAGGGAGGGGCAGCAGAUGGUGAUUAGUGAGAGAACGAUUGGGCUGGGCAGGGAGUGUGAGGCGGAGGAGGAGGGAUCAGAGAGUGAGAGUGAUGAUGGGAGUGAGAGUGAGAGUGAGAGUGGGAGUGAGGGUGAGAGUGAGAGCGAGUCGGGGAGUGAGAGUGAGUGGGAGGAGGUGUACGGGUCAGGGGAGGGGAGCGAGGAGGAGGGAGCAGAGGAGUACGGGUGCAGGCGGGAGGGCAUGCAUAUGGGGGUGGCUGCAGGGCGCGAGGGGAGAAGCGUGCAGGGGGGCGCGGGAGAGCAGGGACCAAGACAUGGCCGGGGGACGCAGCAGGGGGAGAGGGAGGGGCGGGGCGGGCAGGACGAGGGGGAGGGGGAGCGGGUGUGGUUGGAAGGGGGCGAAUGGGAAGGGGAUGGGGAACGGGAAGGGGAGGGGGAGGGGGAAGCGUGUGUGGAGGACGGGGAGGGGGGCAUGCGGCAUGCCAAGAGGCGGAGGCUGCGGAAGGUGGCAGGUCUGGGUGAGAGGGUGUGGCGGCAGGGCGGGGAGAGGGAGGACGGGAGCAGGGAGGCGUGGGGGGGCGAGGAGAGCGGGGCACAUGGGCAUGGGUUUGACCUGGUGGCGGAAGCAGCAGGGGGGGGAGCGGGGGCGGGGGAGGUGCAGGCAGCGCCGGCUGAGUAUGUGGUAGCGGCGUGCCAGGGGGUGCUGUUCCACUCCGAUGCUGAGUGUGUGGUAGCGGCGUGCCAGGGGGUGCUGUUCCACUCCGAUGCUGAGUGUGUGGUAGCGGCGUGCCAGGGGGUGCUGUUCCACUCCGAUGCUGAGUGUGUGGUAGCGGCGUGCCAGGGGGUGCUGUUCCACUCCGAUGCUGAGUGUGUGGUAGCGGCGUGCCAGGGGGUGCUGUUCCACUCCGAUGCUGAGUGUGUGGUAGCGGCGUGCCAGGGGGUGCUGUUCCACUCCAAUGCUGAGUGUGUGGUAGCGGCGUGCCAGGGGGUGCUGUUCCACUCCGAUGCUGAGUGUGUGGUAGCGGCGUGCCAGGGGGUGCUGUUCCACUCCGAUGCUGAGUGUGUGGUAGCGGCGUGCCAGGGGGUGCUGUUCCACUCCGAUGCUGAGUGUGUGGUAGCGGCGUGCCAGGGGGUGCUGUUCCACUCCGAUGUGGAGGAGGCGUUGGAGCUGCUACUGGACGGCAACGAUGCGCUCAUCAAGGGCAAGAGCACGGCGCGUUCCUUCGUGCGGCUGCUAAUGCGGGCCACCUCCUGUGGAGACUUCUCCUCGGGUGUGCCCAACUUCAGUGCCAAGGAGGUGUCGCUGCUGCUGGAGGCGCUGCUCCGCACCUCAUCAAGAACGCUCCUCAAACACAUCAUUGCCACCAACGGGCUGAACGUGCUCCAGAUCUUGGGGCGCAAGCUGCAGCACGAGAGGGAGCGAGUGGCCAUUCUGAGGAAGCUGCUGCGAGUGGCACACCACCUGCACGCCACUGCUGCCCUCUCCCUGCAGGCCGCUCAUGCCGUCCCGCCCACCGCCAAUGAGAGCUUCUCCACGCUGAUAGGCACAGGGACGCGGAGCUUCUCUGCGCUCAUUGGCCGGCUGCGCAGGCACAGGGACGCGGAGCGCCACACCUCCUCUCUGGCAGAAGCUGCUGCUGCUGGGACCUGUGCCUCCGCUCCCUCUCACCCUUCUCCUGCUGCGGCUGCUUCAGCCUCUGCCACUGGCCCCGCUACUUCGCAUCCCACUGCCCCCUCCUCUGCUGCUGCUGAUUCCGCCACUGCGGCGGCCGCAGCAGCGGCAGCAGCAGCCAGCAUGCCUCUGCUCGCACACACCCUCCGCCACCUGCAGUCGCUGCCGCACCUGCAGACUCUACCACACCUGCAGUCGCUCUCACUGCCUCUCAGCAUGAACCUCGCCCUGGGGGGAAACCUGGGCAUGGGCAUGGGCAUGGACCCUGCUUCCCUGCUGAUGCAGCAGCAUCAGGGGCCAGCAGCAGCGGCAGCAAUGGCAGCGGCCGCUGCAGCCAUGGGUGGGCCGGGCUGUCGGCCUCAAGGGGGUGGAGACGCGGGCGGUUCACCACAUGGUGCAGGAGCAGCAGCUGCUGCUGCUACUCCACCUGCUGCUGCUUCUGCAGCUGCUGCAGCCGCGACAGUUGCUGGCGAUGCUGCAGCGGGUGAUCCUAGUGGACAUGGGGAAGGUGGUACGGCUGCCACUAAUAGCAGUGCUUCUGCCGAUGAUAGGGCGGUUGCUGCGAAUGAUAAGAGCACUAGCAAGCCACCACCCACCCCAACCACUGCAUCUGCCCAACCCCAUGAAGCAGCAGGUGACGCCUCAGCUGUCCCAGCAUCAGCACACCUGGUGCCUCCUGCCUCUCACCCCCUGCCUGCUGCCGCGCACCCGUCGCACUUUUCAGCAGCCACCACAGCAGCGGCAGCAGCAGCGGUGCAGCACAUGAUGCAGCGCCGCCUCUCCCUUGCCCUCUCCCAUGCCGUCUCCCAAGCCAACGCCGCCGCCGCUGCUGCUGCCACCUCGCUUGCUGCCAAACCUCCUGCCCCUUUCCAACCACAUGCCCCCUCCGCUGCCCCCUCUGCCCCGCCUGCUGCUCCCGUUCCCGCUUCCCCCACUGCUGUGCCACAUGCUGUUCCACCCUUUGCAACUCCUCCCUCCUCUCCCACCCCGGUCCCUGCCUCGCAGCCCACUAAUCACCCACUCCCUGCCUCGCAGCCCACUAAUCACCCACUCCCUGCUGCUGCUUCCUCGCCCACGCCCCCGUCCCCCUCUCCCAAGCUCUCGUCCCAACAUGCCCCGCAGCACGCCCCUCAGCACAUCUGCCAGCCGCUCAUGGCGCCCUUUACCAGCCCUGAACGCUGCCCUGCACCUUCUGCCUGUUCUGCUGCCUCCAAGGGGGCCAAGAGGCGGCAGGCGUGGAGGAACGCGGGAGGGGAGAAGGAAAUGGAGAAGGGGAGGGAAAAGGAGGGGGAGAAGGGAGGGCAGAAGGGAGGAGAGGGUCAGGCGAGUGUGGAUGGAGUGGGCAAGGAUGUCCCAGAGCCUGCAUUGCCAGUUGCGGCUGCUGAUGCCCCUCUUCCUGCCCAUACUGCUGCUGCUGCUGCUGCUGACGCAGCGAGUGGAGAAGAGGGGCGAAGGAUGGGAGGGUCAGCAGCACCAACAGCAGCACCCUUGCCCACACACCAGCCACCACCCCCGUUCCCUGCUGUCUUUGAAUUGUCUCAAAGGUCACCCUCGUCCCCUGCUGCCCUGCCCACAGCGCCUGUAACCGGCAGUGCGGGCAGCACAUGGCAUGGUGCCGUGGCACAUGCAGCAGCAUUAGGUGCAGCAUGCAGUGUGCUACCCCAUGCCACGUGGCAUGCUACUGCACCGGCAGCCAGCCAUGCCAGCCAUGCCACCGCCGUCCCGUUCUCCUGCGCUGCAUCUGCUGCUGCGGCUUGUGUCAAGGUGGAAGGCAGCGCGGCAGCAGCAGAGGCAGCGCAUGGAAGGCGGGUAGUGGAGGGCAUGGGAGGGACGUGGAGGGAAGAUGCGCAGGUGGCAGGGGCGCAGGCUGUAAGGGGAGGGGUUGCAGGGGGAGAGGCUGCAGGGGGAGAGGCUGCAUGGGGUGGAGAGGCGCAUGGUGAAGGGGGUGUGACGGCAGGCAUGGGUGCAGGGAGCAGGGCAGUGGUGGCAGCAGCAUGGGCAGGUGGUGCAGGUGGGUUGGCUGCGGUGCCUGAGUGUGAAGCAGCGGCACCUCGUGCCGCGCCUGUGCCGCCCCGGCCUCUGUUCAAGUGGGUGGUGAAGGAAAUCCCCGUGCAUGCUGAUUUGCAUGUAGACGGGCAUGCAGACGUGCAUGCGGACGGAUGUUCAGACACGCAUGGGGCUGUGCAUGGGGAUGUGCAGGCAGGCGAGGCUGGUGCUGUCGUAAAUGGGGGCGUGAGGGAUAAUGGCGUGGGCAGUGGGGGCAUGGGUGGUGGGGCAAUCGGUGGUGCAGGCAUGGGCGGUGCAGGCAUGGGCGGUGCAGGCAUGGGCGGUGCAGGCAUGGGUGGUGCAGGCAUGGGUGGUGCAGGCAUGGGUGGUGCAGGCAUGGGUGGUGCAGGCAUGGGUGGUGCAGGCAUGGGCAGUGGGGAGAGAACACUGGAGGGUAUGCGAAGUGUUGGAAUGGAGUGGGGUGGGGAAGUGGGGUGGGGGGGGAGAGUGGGCGGCAUUGGAAAUUGGGGAGGAGCACACGGGCUGGCUGCGUAUGGCAUGCCGUAUCACACGGCACUUGGCAUGGCGUCAGUGCAGCAGGCAGCAGUGCAGCAGGCAGCAGCACAGCAGGCAACAGCGCAGCAAGCACUGGUGCAACAGGCAGUGGGGCAGCAGGCAGGGGUGCAGCAGCAGGGAGCGGGGCAGCAGCAGUGGUACGAUGCAUGCAUGCAUGGGCAUGGGGCAGCAGGGCCGGUGGCAGGGCGAGCCAUGGCGUACGCACAGGCAGCGAUGCCAUGGGCUGUGCAGCACGGCGGGUGGUGGCCUGCUGCUAGAGACCACGCCAUGCUGGCAGCAGCAGGGGGAGCGCGAGAGGAGGAAAAGGCAGCUUCACAUGGGCCUGACCCUGUGCGGGGUGCUCCUGCUGCUAAUGGGACAAUUGACACUGCUCACACUGUUGACAUGACUGGCAAGCCCAAGGAUUCGACUGACGUGACAUCAGGACUGAUUGAUGUGAAGGUAGAGUGCACGGACGUUACACCGGGCUUUACUGACAUAGGAUCACAGUACACUGACAUGCCCAAGGGUUCGACUGAUGUCACACCAGGGGUGAGUGAUGUGAAGGUAGAGUUUACGGACGUUGCACCAGACUUGACUGACAUAGGGCCACAGUACACUGACAUGACACUUGAUUUGACUGACACGAAACCAGAGCUUAUUGAUAUGGAACUGGUUUCAGAUGAGUUGACUAACAUAGCACUGACAAGCGCCGACGUGAAACCGAUAGCUGCUGCUGAUGUGGAACCAGUAGCUGCUGAACUGGAACCGAUAGUUGCUGACUUGAAACCGAUGGCUGCUGACCUGGCGGUCCAGAAGGCAGUACCACGUGGCACCGCUGACAUGGCCGGAAGGGCAUACAGUGCGGCGGGCGAUGCGACACAGCGAGAGCACAGCCUGACUGACAUGACCCGCUCGUUGCUCCAGCAGCACAUGGCCCCUGUCGUGGAGGCUAAGGCGGAGGUUGUAGCGCUGCGUGGGCAGGGCUGGCAGAGCUGCCCGGCUGUGGACCCUCCUUUGAGCCGCGUGCAGCAGAAGGGGGCCGAGUUGGAAGAACACAGGAGGCAGUGCCUGCAGGGGCAGCCGCAGCAGCAGCAAUUGGUGGAGCAGCCGAGGGAGGAGGAAGAGCAGGAGAAGCAGAAGGUGCGUGUGAGAGGCGGACGUGUGAAGGAGGAGUGCGGGAGGGGGAGGGGGUCAGGCGUGGAUGGCGAGGGGAAGAGGCGGGCAGAGGGAAGGCGGGCUCCCAGGGGCGAACUGCACGGAGUUGUGGCUGCGGUGCACAGGGAGGCGAAGCUUGGGGCGGCGGAGGAGGGGAAGAGGGAGGUGGUGGAGGGGGGGGGCAGGGAUGCGUUGCAGGGGGAGGAGCAGGGUCCAGUGCAGGUGAAGGCUGGAGGGGUAGAGAAAGGGGUUGGGGAUGUCGUGGGGUGCAGCGGGGCACAGGCAGGUGUGGCAGACAUGAAGGGAGGUUUGGCGGACCUAAAGAGGGGUUCGGCAGGCGCGAAGGGAGGUUCGGCAGACGUGAAGGGAGGUGCCGUGGACGCGAAGGGAGGUUUGGCAGCCACGAAGGGAGGUUUGGCAGACGCGAAGGGAGGUUCGGCGGACGCGAAGGGAGGUGUGGCAGACGCGAAGGGAGGUUUGGCAGACAUGAAGGGAGGUUCGGUAGACGCAAAGGGAGGUUCGGCAGACGCGAAGGGAGGUGUGGCAGACGAGAAGGGAGGUUCGGCAGACGUGAAGGGAGGUUUGGCAGACGCGAAGGGAGGUUCGGCAGACGUGAAGGGAGGUUUGGCAGACGUGAAGGGAGGUUUGGCAGAGGCGAGAGGCAGGAAGGUGCGUGGAGGAGCAGGCAAGGCGCAAGAGAGGCUGAGGCGGUGGCAGCAGCUGCAGCAGCAGCAGUUGCAGCAGCAGCAGUUGCAGCAACAGCAGGAGCAGGGAAAACAGCAGGAAGUGGAGGCGGGCAGGCGGGACGAGGCGGUGGGGCAGGGCAAGGUGGAUGUGCAGAGGGCGGGUGAGACGGCGGGUGGUGGAGAGGAGGGCGCGGAGGGUGCGGAGGUGGCAGCAAAGUCAGAGUUGAGGGAGAGAGAUGGGGCAAGGAAGGGCGAUGAUGCGAAGGGGGAAGAGGAUGGCAAGAGGGGAGAGGAUGGCAAGAGGGGAGAGGACGGAAAAAAGGGAAAGGAUGCAAAAACGGCAGAGGAUGCAAAAAAGGGAAAGGAUGCAAAAACGGGAGAGGGUGCAAAAACGGGAGAGGAUGCAAAACGGGGAGAGGAUGCAAGAAGCGAAGACACAAGCAGGGAAGAAGAUGCAAAAACGGCAGAGGUUGCUAGAGGAGAAUGGGAGCAGGUGGAAAAGAAGCAGGAGGGGAGAGUGGGCAUGGAUGGUGGGGCUGAAAAGCAGUGGGGCCUCCAACACGCGGAUUCUGGGUGCCAUGCAGUCAAAGCCCCCUCCGCUGCUGUUGCACCACCCGCUGCUGCAUUCCCCGCUGCUGUGCCAUCCCCUGCUGCUGCUGAUGCUGGUGCAGGCAGUAGUAGCACCCAUGGUGGCGCUGGCGGCAGCGCUAAUGGGCCGCCAGCAGCACAGCUGCAAGCACUGUCAAUCACUGCCCCUCAAACACCCUCUAUCACUGCUCUGUCGGCCACUGCUGCUCAACCCCCGUCAACCACUGCCCCUCAGCCCCCGUCAACCACUGCCCCUCAACCCCCGUCAACCACUGCCCCUCAACCCCCGUCAGCCACUGCCCCUCAAUCCCACCCACACCCUGCCGCCUCCCCCCUUGUGUCAACCCCUCCUCACAGUCUCUCACCAUCGCCUCAUCUCUUGCCCUCAUCCUCCCUUAUGCCCCCCCACUCCUCCUCUCCCCUCCCCCCUUCCCGCCUCCCCUCCCUGCCUCUCUCCCAGCCCUCCUACCCAUCGCCCUCCCCCGCCCUGCAUGGCCCCUCCCCGGGCUCCCUCACUCCCUCCUCUUGGCCGUCCCCUGCCGCUCCUUUCCCGCCCACCGCGCCCCCAUCUCGCCCCGCAUUCAAGCUUAAAUGGAACGUGCGUGUCAUCCCUGCUGAUGCGCCCCCUGCUGCUGCCGACGCCCCCUCGUUUCCCACUGCACAUGCUUCUCCUUUUGGUCAUGCUGCUUCCGCUCAUGCUGCUGCUGCUUUUACUUCUCAUGGUGCCAGCUCAGCUCAUGCAACCGGCUCAGCGAUGCCUCACAGCCUGCAGGCAGGUAGUGCAGCAACAGGGGAAGCAGCAGGAGGGUGUGUGUCACAGUGGAAGGGCGAGGGGAACGGGUGGCAAAGCGAGGGGCACCGAAGGCAGGGCGAUGGGCAUUGGCCGAGCAAGGGGCAUGGAAGGCAGAGCGAGGGACAUAGAAGGCAGGGAGAGGAGCAUGAGAUUCAGCAGCAGCACAUGCAGGCACAUGAGUGGCAGCAUCAUCAGCAGCAGCAGCAGCAGCAGCAGCAUCAGCAGCAGCAGCAGCCGCAGCAGCAGCACAACGGGGCGCAUCGACUCUCCUCAUCAUCAUCCGCUGGCGUCUCUGCUGGUGCUGCUGCUCGAUUCAGCUGCAACUGGCAUGUGGACGCGCCUCUGCCACGCGCUCAUCUCUCCUCCCCUGCCCCCCUCCGUCCCGUCUCCUCCCCACCACCCCCGGCCACGGCUGCUGACGGGCUGCCUUAUGCCCUGCCACACGCUGCUGACGGGCUGCCUUACGCCCUGCCACACGCUGCAUCCCGCAGGCCCGUGUGGAGCGUCAGCACCAUUGCCAUACCCGCCAGCCCCUCCGUUGAACCACCCACUCACAACCUGCCACGUGGCACUGCUGGUUUCUCCAGUGCCGCAGAUGCUUCAGUGCAUCCCGUGCCACAUGCAGCCGCCUCGCCUCUCCCACCACCCUCCAUCCCGUUCCCUCACCCAUCAUCCCCACUCCGCUCCUCCCCUCCUCCUCCUCCCCCUCUCCCGCUCUCCCCAGCAUCAGUCCGACCUGCACCAGGUGCCACCUGCCCCUCCCUAUCUAACAACCCUCCUUCCAAUCCACAUGACAGUGCUCUGCCUCAGCAGUACCCCCCCUCUCCUUCCGCCCGUGCUUGCUCACACCCCCCUCCUCCCCCCCUUCCUCCCCCUCCUGCCUCUCCUCCACCAUCUCCUCCCCCACCCCCUCCCCCCCCUUCCUCCUCCCCCCCUCCCCCGCCACCUUCCGCCCUUCCAGCUCCACCCCCUUCAAGCAUCCCCCUCUGUGGCCCGGUUGCCAGCGGGGCAGGGGGGUGGGGCGCAGUGGAUGAAGGGGAGGGGGAAGGGACAUGGAGGGUGGGUGAGGGCGCGGGGGGUGCUGGAGUGCAGGGUGGGGAGGUUGGUGGGACGGGUGUGCCCUCGUGUGGGGAGGCGAGACGUGAACAGGUGGGGACUGAGGAGGUGGGGAAUGGGGAGGCGGGGGGCAGCGAGGAGGAGGAGGAGGACAUGGAUGUGGACAUGGACCUCAGUGACCUGGACCUCUCUCACUGCCCUUCUGCCCCGCCACCACCUGGGCCGGCAGCAGGGGUGGAUGUAGCAGGGGUAGCAGGUGGGCUGGGAGCAGGUGGGCUGGGAGCAGGUGGGCUGGGAGCAGGUGGGCUGGGAGCAGGUGGGGCAACAGCAAAUGGUGUGGCAGCAAGUGUGGCAGCAGGUGGGCAGGCAUGGGGUAAAGAAGUGGAAGGAGGAGUGGGAGGUGUGGGCGGCAAGGAGGUUGGGGAAAAGGGCAGGGCAGCAGGAACAGCAGAGGGGGCAGAACCGCUUGGUGCAACAUUUGUGAGUGCAGCACGAGCCACCGAGCCUAAAUUAGCCCCGUCACUCGCACCAGCCCCGUCACUCACGCCAGCUGCGCCAGUGGCACCAGUCCCAGCAGUCCUGGCAGCCUUGGCAGCCCCAGAAGCACCAGCAGCCUCGAGACCCUUGGCGCCAUCAGCAGCGGGGGGAGCAUCUGCAGCGGCGGCGGCAGGCACGCGGGUGGCACCAGGGGGCGGCAUGGCAGGGGGACGGCGGUGGGUCACUCCGCUGUGCCGCGAGUUUGAAGCCGCGGUGACUGACAUCGUGCAGCAUGCCAUGGCGCCAUUCCUCUCCAAGGUAACUCCUCCCACUCAACCUCACUUCUCACCCUCUCUCAAGACUCGGCACUUGUCCACACUGCCAUGGCUUGCUGCUCCCCUCCACGCGCGCCUCACUCCUCUGCUUCCCCUCCUCACCUCCACUUCCAUCUUCUCCCUUCCCACACACCCCCUCCCCUCGUAUUCUCUCCCCUUCCCCUGUCUGCAGCUGUCGGGGCGGGAGGUGGAGCGCAUGCGGGGCCGGCUGGUGCGGGAGGUGGUGGGGAAGGAAGCGGUGAAGAGCCGGCAGCGCACCCACCAGCUUCUUUAUCCGUCCACCUUAUCUGUUCGCACGCGCGCUGCGGUCCGCGUGCCUGCGGGAAGAGCGGCGGGCGGCAUGUCGGCGAUGUCGGACAACGUGGGGCAGUACGGCCGCAUCGGCACCGUGCCGGUGGCCCAGGGAGCCGAAGUCCCUCUAACGCACCCAGAGUUUCCCUACACGCCCGAGCCCGCAGCGAGCAGGGGAUCAGACACCUUCUCGUCGACCGCAGGUGGGGCAGGCUCGUCCCUGCCGCCCCCCCCGGUGGGCAUCUGGGGCGUGUUCAGCGUGGCGUUCUACCGCCCCUUCUUCGAUGUGGACACCGCCGACGUGGCGGAGCGAGUGCGGGACGCGCUCAUGCCCUUCCCGCGCUCCUCCUUCCUCGAAAAGACGGCCCUCAACCCCGACAUCUACGGGCCGUUCUGGAUCUGCACGACGCUCGUGUUCCUGUCGGCCUCGCUGGGCAACCUCGCGAGCUACCUCAGCUACGCUGCCUCGCCCUCAUCAGCCGCGGAGGAGCACUGGCACUACAACAUCGACGCCGUCAGCUGGGCUGCCGCCAUCUUCUAUGGCUAUGUGGCUGUCGUGCCGCUGCUGCUCUUCUUCCUCCUGCGCUACCUGCAGGUUUCCGCGGGGUUGGUUCAGCUGUGGUGUCUGUAUGGCUACUCUCUGGCUGUCUACAUCCCCAUCUCGUUCAUAACGGUGCUGCCGCUGGACCUGCUGCGCUGGCUCAUAGUGCUGGGCGCCACGGCCAUCUCGUGCUUCUUCCUCGGUGUCAACCUGCGCGCGCAGAUCACAGUGGGCCACGAGAUGUGGUUCCCCAUCGUUGUCGGCGCUGUGCUGCUGCAGGCCGGCCUGGGGGUUCUCCUCAAGCUCUACUUCUUCACCUACAUUCAGCUCUAG